UUCGAAGGGAGUUUUAAGCUCAUAAACGCCAGGCCGCCGGUAGUGCGCCGCGGGACAGUGUUGCGUACCUCUCGGGUCUUCCUCUUGCGGCUCUGGCCUCGGUACACAUGAGUCCGUCGCGGUCGCUCGCGCGACUCGGAGCGCCCGGCCCGCUCUCUCGAAUCCGCGGACUCCCGAUCGAGGGAGGAUCGCACGACUCCGGGCCGCCUCGUUGAAAAUCGCGCUCGGUAGUGCGGUGCUCACCAGCGCUGCUCGACGAUCCCGCUGGUAGUGCGCGAUGUACGUGUCGCCGAUCGCAGCGUUCGACGGAAGGGUCGCUCAUCCGAGGAUACGCCGAUGUUGAUAACAAUGUCCGAGUUUAAAUUUUCGGCAAAAAAUGAGAUCUAUAAGGACGGCGCUGUGGAGCUGUUGCAAAAUUUCGACGAGAGCGAGGGCACUCUCAACUCGUCCGACGUCGACAGCCUGAGCGGGCAGCAGCCGCUCCUGGAUUGCGACAUCUGCGGCGAGCGCUUCACCUCGAAGAAACCGCUGCGCGUUCACAUCAACACCCACCUGAGGAAGCUGCGCAUCGUCCUCAGGCGAGUGGCCAGCCCGAAGGUGGUCAAGGUGAGGAGGGACACGUACUGGCUCGACCCCGAGAGGACCGGCUCGCUGAAGCUGACCCUGAAGAAGCAGUGCGCACCCGACUCCCUCAAGCUCACCCUGAAGAAGUCCUCGCAGUCGGAAGAUUUCACCGUAGUGAACAAUAAUUUUUAUCCAGUUGUCAAGUAUUAUCAGCAGGGAGACGUGGCAGGUGCCAAGGAAAAUGAUCCGCGAGGCGACAAGGCAGCGGAGAACACGAUCAACGAACCCUUUGAGAACGUGAUGGUGGAUCAACAAGAUGAUUACGACAGCGUCAAGUUGGACACCGACCAUCACAAUCCUCUGGAAGAGAAUGAGAGGCCAAGCGCAGAUAUCAACGAGAGUGACUCUGAUGUAGGGAGUGAUAUGGCAAAUCCGUCUGAGAAGGAUGAUCAGAAUGCCGAAGAUACACAAAGCACCGACAACUUUGACGCUUCUGAGAAGAGGCUCUCCGAAUCUGAGGAUCACGAGGAAACGGACGCCUUGGAGGCGACCUGCAGGGAAACUAUUGAGAACUUGAAGAAACUCGGUGAACAGUCGAGCUCCAGGUCAGCUGGUCAACUGAUUGACAGCACGUCGGUGGAGGAGGAAGAUGAUAGAAGCCACGAAUCUAGUAUGAUACAUAACCUCGAACAGAAUCCUGCUAUCAGCAUUAAUCCAAAGUCCUUCACAUUUUCCAACCACACGGCCGAACGCGCCCCGGUGUGCGACAAUGAGGAUAAGAAUAGGGAAUCGGCUGACACGUCGCAGACGCAAGGUUUCAAUUGGAAUCAACUGUCCGCCGAUUUGUCAAGCAAGAACAAUGAGGACUUCAACAAGGAAGACAGCGAACAGCAGGGGGACAGCGAUGCAAACAUGGACAGCGCCGGAUCAAUUUUGCAGAGCUUUCUCAUUGAACAUCAGAGGCGCAAUCCGAACGAAGUGUCGUUGUCGAACAGCAUGUCCAACGACACGGCGGAAUACGUGCCCCUUGAGAAACUGGCGGAGACCGUCAAUACGUGUCGCGUCUGUAAUGAGAAAUUCAAGGACAUCGCGCAUCUGGAUGAGCACCGCAGCAAAGCCGGUCACUAUCAGUGUAACAUACCGGAAUGCGUCCACCUCAUCUUCCACUCUACGAUGGAGGUGUCGAUACAUCGAGCGCAAGUGCACGGUACCCCGCUCUCGCCGAGCGUGAGCCAACUGUCGCCUCAUCAUUUGUCGUCGAACGCGAAUACGCCGCAUUUAGGCCAAACCACGCACUCGCCUCACGCUGUUUCCGUCGCGCCCGUCGAGGUGUCGUCGACAAACGGCUCGCAUCAGCUCAGCAGGACCUCGCCCUUAACGUCGCCGCAUCAAACGAAUUCGCCGACGUUUAACGCGGCGGUGGCAGCGGCGGCAACGGUCGGCGCUACUGGCCAGCAAAUGCAAAUACCGCCGGUAAACUUUGAACAACUACCACCACCCGUACAGCAACUGGCCCAGCAAGUGCAGCGUAUGCCUCUUCCACAGACGCAAAUGCCCCCUAGUCUUCCUCCAGGAGCCAACACAAUGAUACCCGCGCCAAAUUAUUUUGUACAACCGCCAGGACGGCCGCCGCUGUACAGAAUACCUGGCCCGCAAGGUAUACAUUAUCAGCCGCACAUGGCGCAUUUGUAUCAAUAUGGGCCGGGUCCAUAUCCUCAACUAGCCGCGCCUCCUCCGCAAAUGCAUCCUCAACUACCCCAACAAGUCCCACGAGGACGAUACCCGGCGUCUGUCGUUCAAAACAGCAGGGCGCCGCGGUUACCACAAACAGCCGGUCCAGUUCCUCGCCAGCGUAUGAAGAGGCCCUUGCAACAAACUGUGCAGCAAAACAACACCUCUGUGAAACAGAGACGUAUGGACGUUCUGUUGCCCGAUAGAAACGAAGAUGCAGACUGCCAUGUCAUAGCUCAACAGAAGAGAAAUGAUGGACUACCUGUUAUUCAAAAUGUUCAAGGGGCUACCACGCAGCAAACUAGUAGAAACGACUCUACGAUACACCUCACAGAUUCAAUCACUCUAAGUGUUCGGCAACCUGGUUCCAUCCCAGCUCAAGUCCAGAACACGUCGAAUCCGGGGGGAAAGAAAUCCGACGCCAAGGCGGUGGCAAAUGUCCUCGCGGCUCGAGGUAUAACCGUUACUCCAGCUGCAAAUAAAAAUAAGACAAGUGAACAAAACAAGCAAAUACCCCCCCAGCAGCUGCAGAGGCUACCACCUUCACAGCCGCCUUUAAAUGUUACAGCGCUCAAUCUGAAUUCUGCUAUUUCUAUCAUACCAACUAGUUCACAAAGAAAGCAGCAGGAACAAGGGCAGUUUGCUGUUCCGCAAAACAAGCAAAACAAAUCGCCAAUCAAUGACCAAGUUGAGCGACCACCGAGACCGCCGACCGUGGAUCUCACGCAGGACACUCCGCCGCAGAUGCCAGUGGUUAGGCGUGGUCGGCCACCCAGAGCGUUGUUAACGUGUCAGGUAUGCGAUAAAAACUUUCAAAAUCAAGACAUGUUAACGCAACAUAUGGCGACUCAUCGAACAACCAGCAAACUACUUCACCGGUGUAACCUCUGUCCAGCUCAAUAUCCUACAGUUCAAGCGUUGACGACGCACAAACAGGCUUACCAUAAGGAAGUCGAUACCGUGGCACAAAACGGAGGCACGGAGUUGGCUUUGCCGGUCGUGGAUUUGAAGUCGCCACAUGUCCUGAACCGUUUGGCGAACUUAGGCAUUCAAAGUUACAUACCGUUGUCGCAGCUAAGUGCUCAAACUGGUGGUUACUUCGGCUUACCGAUCAUCACGAUAGACGGUGCGAGAAACACGAGCACCUGCAAUCUGGGUGCGCUUGGUGCUACCUCUAUAUUAAGUCUUGGUCCUCUUAAGCAUAUAUCGAACGGGUAACUGUGGACAAACUUGCAUUCGGCCUAUUCCACGUGUGCAAUCGCAACCCUUUUUGGUUUUUACAUCCUAUAUUGAAAUUGCUUUACUUGUUGCUGUAUUGCCAAUGACCAUGACAUAUGAGACGUCCUGAUUUCUGAAGAGAAAACCGUGAUAUAGUUUAAGUGAAGUCGUCAUAAACGCGACGUUUUGUAUAUAAAGAAAAUACUGAAAUAUGCUCUUUAUAUAAGAAAUAUAUGCGAGAUUUAUUUGUGAAUUUUUUUUUAUUUCAUUGCAAAUGGAAAAUGGUUGACGACUGACUUAGACGUAAAAUUUGUUAAUUUAUAUUUGUAGACUUAAAGCAAUACAGUAUUCUUCACAUGAAACUUUUCUUAUUAAAAUUAUACUACAUUUUGAUAAAAUAAGAUUUUAAGAUCCAGUUAAUCUAGAGAAUCAACCCUUUUGCUACGGCAGAGCGCUAGCCGAGAAAACGCUAUCGUCAUACGAAAGAACCGUUAGUAUGCUUUGCCGGAGUUCGAGAUUGUUUGCAACAGCACGACCAUAUCUGUAUUUUAAUUUUAUUUCAUUUGUCGUUUUAUUUUAUUUCAUAUUUCGUUUGCUGUAGAAAUAACUAUAGUUUGCAAUAAUCCAAGCAAUAUGUAUCUAAAUAUUAGAUAUAUGUCUAACAUUAUACCAUGUUAGACUACACAUUGAAGAUUGAGAAUUGCAAACUAGAGAUUGGAAUUCGACUAAUCGGAUGAGUAUAGUUUUAAUCUGUUCCAUUUUGAUUGGUUGAAUUCUAAUCUACCAGUACGUAUCUGAGAGGUUUAAGGAUGAAUCCGAAAUGUACUGACAGCGUUGAAAAUCUGUAGGUCUAUACAUGCUAUAAUGCAUUCCGAAGUGUACAACGGUACUGAAAAGCCAUAAUUCACAUCAUGUACAUUCACGUUAUAUAGAUUUUUAAUACAUUUCGGAAUAUACUAAAGAUAUUCUUGGAAUCUUCUUAAGUUAUCUUUUAAAUGACUUACAUAUACUGUUUAAAAGAUAGAUCGAGAUGUCUUUGUGAUAUCUUAAAGAUAUUUUUGACACGCGUAUUGUCUGGGAAUUUAUUUUCACUUUAACGUCUUCGUACGUAUUUUUGUUGUAUUGUUCAUUCGUAUGUAACAGUAGCUCAGUACUCGGUGAAUAUGCACUGUGGCCAUUCGUAGCUAAAGGGUUUUAAUACGAGGAAUGUAAUAUAUCAUUACAGAAGGAAUCUUGAACCAUGAAUUAUUUUGUAUAUUUUUUUUUAAUAAAAUAAUAAAAAUAGAAAAAGUUUCUCAGCUAAACUUAUGUUCUAUGUAUAAAUUAUUUAGCAAAAAGUGCAUACAUUGCUAAAUCUUUGUUAUCGCAUUGCUUUAGCUUUAAGAUAUACCUAAUACGAAGUUUUACAAUUUUCUGUCAUCGAAAAACUGUACUGACAGUAUCGAGUAUAAAAUAUUGGGUUGUACUACAUAAAAUUAUUGAUAUUCGAGCAGUUUAAAGUUGACAAGUGAAUAAAAAUGAAUGAAAAUUGUAACGAAACAUGUUUCAGGUUGCGUUAUUAUAGUUUGCAACGGUAUUGAGCUUUACAAUUUUCUUUGAUCAUUGAAUUCAUUUUUCUUUAAUCUCUCUUAUAGAAUUAGACACAGUAUGAAAGAAUUGCGAAUAUUUUUUUUAAUAUAAAUUUGAAAUUGCAAUAUGAUACAGUUUAGACAGAUAGAAACGUUAAUAAGAUUUUCAGAGUAAACUAUAUUGGUUGAUGUUGAAAAUUAUUCAAUAAUGAUUGAAUAAUGAUUCAAUGAUUCGGUAAAUUUUACUCUGAGAAUAUAAAUCUUGCCAAAAGAUAUAUGAGUCUAGAUAGCUUCAAACCCUACUGCUAAUAUUUGUACGGAAUAAAACUUGCACUUUCUAAAACAUUUUUGUGUUGGCCAGUAAAUACAACAAUUUGUUGUGGUACAACCUAAUACAUGACAAAAUAUUUUACAUGUGCAAUAUAUGCGAUACACUAUGCUGAUGUACCUAAUCAGACAGAAUUAUUUUGCCAGAUAAUAAAAAAAAAUGAUACUUGAAAAGAGUUUAUUGAUAAAAUUAUAUCUAAUAUUGUUAUAUCCAUCUUGAAGGAUUUACUCACUUUGACUGUUCGUGUGCCGGGCAACGGAAUUUUGAGAAAUAAUAAAAUAAAAAAAGAUGACAUUUUUGUGUUAAAACUGUAUUUCUUUAUAAGGAUAAAGAAAUUUUUUAAAUAUUUUAUUAUGUUUCUUAAAAUGUUAUUGUCACAGAUUUUUGCAUUUUGAAUCAAGCGCGUAACUUCCAAAAACUUGGUCGGAAAUGCAAAACUCUAUGUCGUUUAUUAGAAUCUGGCAGAGAUAGAUUUUAACAUCUUAUUUCCAAAAGAAUCGUAAACAUUAGAAAAAAAGAACUGUUAUUUGUAAUGUCAAAAUUUGUCAUCAGUUCGAUCCUUAAUUUUUUAAAAACAUAUUCUCUCGAUUAACGCUCAGGGUGAGUAGGCUCUUUUAAUAAGAAUUACAAUUCUGAAAACAACGCAGCGUUGAUACGUUGAUGAGAAAACUAUCUCAAUUUUUUGCUGGGAGAAGAAAGCUUUUAUUUUGUAUGUGACAAAAUAUCAAAACGCAACUUACUAAGUUGUACAUUUUGUAAAAAGAAGGAUAAAGUGAUUAACAAUGUAUUCCUUUAUACUUAAGAAAUAUUUUAUAAAGAUAUUAUCAUAUACGCAUAAUAUGUAACCUUUAUUUAUUAUCAUUCCUAUUAGUUACAUUGUUAUACGCAAAUAAGUAUUUUCAUUCUUUAUAUUACAUACUUUCUAUCUUACCUUCAUAAUAUAUUGUUAUACUAUUCUUUACGUAUAUAUCAUUCUUUAUAUUAAUUUAUGAAAUAAGAAGCCAUUUAUCUGUCAAAUUUGUAGAAACGAUCUAUCAUCGCAAGCGACUGAUACUGAUAAAAAUAUUGUAUAUGUGUGUAUGAUAAUAAAAAGAAUAAUGUAUA
This is a messenger RNA of Vollenhovia emeryi, 6513 nucleotides long. RefSeq names its product altered inheritance of mitochondria protein 3-2-like. Gene Ontology annotation, cellular component: nucleus. NCBI's taxonomy places the organism in Eukaryota, Metazoa, Arthropoda, Insecta, Hymenoptera, Formicidae. Bases 337 to 3513 code for a protein of 1058 amino acids. Gene Ontology annotation, molecular function: DNA-binding transcription factor activity, RNA polymerase II-specific; RNA polymerase II transcription regulatory region sequence-specific DNA binding. The transcript has 9 exons. The record is from RefSeq and is a predicted model, not a curated record. Gene Ontology annotation, biological process: regulation of transcription by RNA polymerase II.